UUUUGUGUCUUUUGCUGGAAUUAAUGAUGAAGCCAGUUGGACAGUGGGUUGCGUUUUUCUUUGCACUGUGGGCAACAUGGGAAACGGCUUUGUCUGUCACGCGAUAUUCCAUACCGGAGGAGAUGGAGCGCGGGUCAGUCGUUGCAAAUCUAGCCGCUGAUUUAGGGCUGGAUGUUAGUGGACUAGCACAGCGAGAGGUAAAACUUGAUAUUUUCCAUAACAACAAAUAUCUUGAUAUUAAUAAAAGAACUGGCGAUUUAUUUAUUGUUGAGAAGAUGGACAGGGAAUCUCUUUGUAAUACGAAAACUAUGACGUGCUUUUUAAAAUUAGACCUAAUAAUUGAAAGCCCAUUGCGUAUUUUCAAUAUUGAAUUGGGAAUCACAGACAUUAACGAUAAUGCUCCUCAUUUCCGGCGAGAUAAGAUUGAAUUGGAUGUCUCAGAGUCCGCAACACCGGGGGAAAGAUUUUCUUUGCCCAAUGCCUUUGACCCAGACGUUGGUGCCAAUACAGUCAAGACCUAUAAAUUAAGUGAAAGUGAACAUUUCACUGUUGAUAUACAUUCUGGUAGUGACGGUACAAAAUAUGUCGAUUUGGUUCUCAUGAAGGCUUUAGAUAGGGAGAAGAAGGCUGUUCAUAAUCUGAUACUCACUGCAAUCGAUGGCGGAGUCCCUGCGCGCUCGGGCACAGCUAGUAUUAUUGUGCGCGUCCAAGAUACAAAUGACAACGCCCCUCAGUUUGAUCAGGCAGUUUAUUCUCUGAAUAUUAGCGAAAAUUCUCCAGCCGGUACUGUUGUUAUUAAAUUAAACGCUACUGAUGCUGAUGAAGGCCCAAACGCUAACCUUACAUACUCAUUUACGCUUUACACUUCUGAGAAAACGCAGGAGAUGUUCUGGCUGAACUCAAAAACUGGCGAAAUUGCAGUUAAGGGCACCAUUGAUUAUGAAGAUCUGAAAAUAUUUGAGAUGUUUCUUGAGGCUAAAGACAAUGGCCCCGUUCCUCUCUCCGGUCAAUGCAGAGUGACUGUGUAUGUUAAGGAUAUGAACGAUAACUAUCCCGAGAUAACCAUAAAAUCUCUUAAGAAUACCGUGGAGGAAAACAUCCCAGUCGGCUCUGUUAUA
Messenger RNA from Sinocyclocheilus grahami, 1118 nucleotides. Its product is annotated as protocadherin alpha-C2-like. The annotation marks the transcript as partial. NCBI's taxonomy places the organism in Eukaryota, Metazoa, Chordata, Actinopteri, Cypriniformes, Cyprinidae. Gene Ontology annotation, cellular component: plasma membrane. Gene Ontology annotation, biological process: homophilic cell-cell adhesion. The record is from RefSeq and is a predicted model, not a curated record. Gene Ontology annotation, molecular function: calcium ion binding. The transcript has a single exon.